Molecule: messenger RNA, 1345 nt
Organism: Pseudoliparis swirei
Lineage: Eukaryota; Metazoa; Chordata; Actinopteri; Perciformes; Liparidae
Gene: cibar1
Product: CBY1 interacting BAR domain containing 1
Exons: 9
Coding region: 134-1024 (296 amino acids)
Biological process (GO): cilium assembly
Cellular component (GO): ciliary transition zone; ciliary basal body
Source: RefSeq, a predicted model, not a curated record
CCAUGGAAACGGGAGACUGGCGUUCUAGCUUUGGAGAGACGCCGCAUAGUUAGCUUGUUAGCUCGCGCUAAACCUGCGUUCAGAUAGGCUUCCUGAACACUGAAAAGAUCAAAUUUACUGCCUCUCUGCAAAGAUGAGCCGAACACACGACGCAAGAGCGAGGGACAACCAGACCAGAAAGAUCCAGGAGAACAUCACCAAUGUGGAGAAACAUUUCGGAGAGAUGUGCCAACUGUUUUCUGCCUAUGUCCGUAAAACAGCCAGACUACGAGACAAGUCGGAUGUCCUGGUUCGGGAAAUCGGCGUGUACGCAGACACAGAAACGCCCCACCUGAAGAGGGGCCUGAAGCAGUUUGCUGACCACCUGGCCAAGAUUCAAGACUACCGCCAAGCUGAGGUGGAAAGACUUGAAUCCAAAGUCAUAGAGCCAUUAAAAAGCUAUGGAGCUGUGGUGAAGCGUAAAAGGGAGGAUCUGAAGACGACUCAGAGUGCCAGAGACCGAGAAGCCAAACAGAUGGCUCAGCUUGAACGGACCAGACAGAGGAACCCCUCGGACAGGCAGAUCAUUUCUCAGGCGGAAAGUGAGCUCCAGAGAGCAACCAUGGACGCCACACGGACCACCAAGCAGCUGGAGGAGACCAUCGAUGAGUUUGAGAAGCAGAAGAUCCGAGACAUCAAGAAAAUCUUUGGUGAGUUUGUGACGGUGGAGAUGUCGUUCCACGCCAAGGCCUUGGAGGUGUAUACCUUGGCCUACCAGAGCAUUCAGAGUGUGGAUGAGGAGGAGGACCUGGAGGUGUUCAGGAGCUCGCUGCACCCCCCUGACUACCAGUCACGCUUAGACAUAGUGCGAGCUAAUUCCAAAACCUCCCUCGAUCGGACCGAGUCCUUCCUGAGUACAUCAGGGACCUUACAGCAACAAAGAGCCUCCAGUCGGCAGACAAGAAGAGAGGGGGAGGAAGAGGAUGACGAAGAGGAUGAAGAUGAAUCAGAGGAGGAAGACGAGGACACAGAUGAUGAACAUUAAUUUGUGCCUAAUUUUUUGUUUUUCAGUAUGGAGAAAAAAACGUAUAAAAUAAAGUAUAUUACUGUGUCAUUGCCAAAUUCACCACUCGGGUGGUCUGAGCAGUAUUGUAGUGCACGACUGUUGUAGCUGUGUGAUGCUUUGUAAGAGAACAUGUUGUCCUUUACUAAUAUUUGUCUCUGAUAUUUCAGCCAAUUAUUAUAUGUCUUAUAUAUUUUUAUAUAAAACAUUUUGAAGCACUACAUUCAUAUUGUACUGGAACUACCAAUGCAUUUUAUUGCACCACGUUAGUCAUCUUUAUGAAUAAAAUGUAAAAAGCCACAA